CCCCCCCCCCCCCCCCCCUUUGUACAUAACUCACUGAGUCUCCCUCUAGAGAGAGAGAGAGAGAGACGAUAACAAAACACAAGUCAAAACCAAGAGACUCGUCAUGAACUUGAAAUGGGAGAAAGAAAGAAGAAAAAGAAGUUGGAUGUCUCAGUCCUUUUGCACGUCAGCAGAUAGCCUGCAUGUUUGGGCCCACGUGACUCUGGUGUGUCUCCGCCACUGGCCCUGUCUGCGCUGCUGGAACUCUCUUCAGCUGUCUGGCCAGCCUGUACAUACAGUAUUAUUGUUAUUGUUAUUGUUAUUAUUAUUAUUAUUACUAUUGUUGUUAACUCUUAUUUUGGGCGAGGGGCGGGGUGAGGUAAAUGUAGAGCCUAUUGCUAAUAGGGGCCCAGUAAGAUGACCAAAACAAGCAUCCAUGUCAGCCUGGACCACUUCUGGACAGGACCCAUCUGAGCUCCCAUCGUGCCCUUCUGCAAAGCGCCCCUUCUGUCAUGUAGUGCUGUGAACAGCAUGUGGCUUGGCGAGGGUACCCAGUGUGUUUGUGCCUUUGGUAGAAUCUGGCAAUAGAGUAUUCUGUUCUUUUUCCCCACGCGGUUCAGUUUGUCCGUUUGAUUCUUCCUCUUUGGGCUGUGAUGUGAAGGUAAAAAAUGGAAUGUGGCAGUCAAGUAUUUCAGUUUGUUCCAUAGGACCAUUAUUUUUUUUUUCAUUUGAAAUCCAACCUGUUCGUACUGAAGUGAGGGAAGGCCAACAGUCAUUUGGCAAUGGUGGUUUUUUGAGGUUUGGGUUUGCCAUCGUUUGCUGAUUUGUUGGUUGCAGAAAUGGUUUUCCUAACAAUCUGUUCACUACGCAUGUAGAUCUUUACUUUUUUGUGUUUUUGUGUGAGAUUUGUUUCCUUAUUCAUAUGUGUAUUUAAAAUGUAACUUCCUUUUUUUUCUUUGUUUAUCAUGGCGACUGUACAGAUUUGGGGAGGGGGGGUUGAAAUCCACCUGUGAUAGAUUUGCAACAAUAUACAUUUGUUUGCUCUAGAAAUAAACAAUGAUGAAAGUUUAUGUGAUGUUUUUUUGUGAUAUUCUCAACUAUGUCAGACUCUUUAUUUAUACUGAAAAUUUUGAUUGCUUUGCACUCUAACUCAUCGUCGACGUUCAGGUGAAAAGGUAAAGGUCAGGUAUUUCUCGGACGCUUUUGUCCAAAGCGACUUGAGAAAACCACUCUGCUUUCGUCAGGAGUGUCAAGUCAUUGAGUUAUGCUGUGAGUGUUAAUAUUAACCGGCUGAAACUCCAGUUCGCCCUGACACAACAGAUGUGGCGGGCGCUGGGGCAGGAAAGGAGGUGACACGCGGAGUAGGUCGCGCUCGCCCCACCUCUCCAUAACGCACACAUACCGUAAGUUGCAUAACGACCAAGAAAUAUCAACACACCUUCGUUUAUACACGUAGGCUAGUUGAGCCUACUAGAUUUUAGUUGGUGCAAUUGUCGUGUUUGGAAAUUGGAACAUUUUCCUAAUUUGAAAAUAAUGACGCUCUCUCGAAACACCCGUACGCUAGUUGUCAUCAAUAUUAAGCUUAUUGCUUCAAGAGUGCUUGAUCCAAAAUUAUUUAUGUGCCCACAACAAGAAAUUCAGACUUGACCUCUUUGGUUCAUAUUAAUGGCUUGAAAUACAGGCAUACAUGUUAAUCCAGGUGGGCCGACAGUGGGUAGCCUGUAAGACUGUCGUGUACUUCUCAAAGGUCAGCUAAGGUAUGCUAAUCAAGUGGCGCGUCAUGCCGCAGAUAAAAGCGCACUGAGGAGCAAUCUCCCUCAGUCUUACUGUAGCUUCACCUGGAGCCGUAUCAAGGCGCAAAUACCUCCCUUCACUCUCCUGCCCUGGAUACCUGCGCCGAACUGGAGAACAUGCUGUUUUGGCAUUCUCAACCUGAGACUUACAACCACAGUUCACAUGCGAAUUAUAUUAGAGAUGCUCUGGCGCCGUUCCUGAAAAACGAAGAGGAGCGGCAGACGUCAGAGAAUAAUGCCAUUAACAUGUCACCUUUUCAGUAUAUUCUCUGUGCGGCAACUUCUCCGGCGGUAAAGCACCAAGACGAAACUCUCACCUAUCUCAACCAAGGUCAGUCCUACGAAAUCCGUAUGCUUAACAGAAAACUAGUGGAGUAUACAGAUUUAAGCAGCAAAUGUGUAAAGAGCGUGGUGCGCGUGGUGUUUCACGACCGGCGUUUGCAGUACACCGAACACCAACACCUGGAAGGGUGGCGGUGGAACCGGCCCGGAGACAGGAUCUUAGACAUUGAUGUCCCUCUCUCGGUGGGCAUAGUGGAGCCUCGUGCACACCCUCUGCAGCUCAACACCAUUGAGUUCGUCUGGGAUCCUGUCAAGAGCGCCUCCGUGUUCAUUCAGGUCAACUGCAUCAGCACCGAGUUCACUGCCAGGAAGCAUGGUGGGGAGAAGGGCGUGCCCUUCCGGAUCCAGAUCGACACGUUCAGCUCAAACGGGCACGGGGAGUACCUGGAGCAUGUACACUCCUCCAGCUGCCAGGUCAAGGUUUUCAAGCCUAAAGGAGCGGAUCGCAAAUUGAAGACAGACCGUGAUAAGAUUGAGAAGAAGACCCUUCAGGACAAAGAGAAAUAUCAGCCCUCCUAUGAAACCACCAUGCUUACAGAUUGUUCCCCCUGGCCUGAGACUCCCAGUCUGAACAGCACAAGCAGCACUCCCUCUCCUGUCUACCAGAGCUCCCCCACCUCCUUCAGCUUCCCAGAAGGAAACUGUUCUCCAGGCCAGCAGGGGGAGGUGUUCCUGCCCGGCUGCUCUGACCACCUGCUGCCCUCGACCUCGCCCCAGGACACGCAGCAGUGGCUGCACAGCAACAGGUUCUCGCCCUUCUGCCGGCUGUUCGUCAGUUUCUCAGGUGCAGAUCUGCUGAAGUUGAGCAGAGAUGAUUUCAUUCAGAUCUGUGGACCAGCUGAUGGGAUUCGACUGUUUAAUGCCAUUAAAGGAAGGUGCAUCCAGCCGCGCCUCACAAUCUACGUGUCACAGCAGCAGGCCCUCAAUCAGCAGACACCCAAACCAGGAGGAGGGGGCGAAGGUGGGGCGGCACCUGUCCAGCUGUCUCCUCUCUUAGUGUACCACGCUCUCUUCCUGGAGGAGCUGACCGUGGUCGAGCUGAAGGACAAGAUGGCCGUCCUGUUCAGUGUGCCCUUCAGGCAGCUGCGCCACGUGUACAAACAAGGCCCCACAGGCAUCCACGUGCUGGUCACUGAUGAGAUGGUGCAAAAUUUCUCUCAGGAGGCUAGCUUUGUCAUCAGCACCUUUAAAGGUAACUGUAAACAGACCCUUGGCAUCUUUCUCUUUUUAAUUCAGAUGGAAUCACAAUUCCAGCUACACAUCCACAGCUUUUCCCUCACUUUCUCUCGAUCUCUCUCUCUCAGUCAAACACACACACACACUCACACACGCACGCACACAUACACGCACACACCCACACUCUCUCAGUCAAACAUGCACACACACACACACACACACGCACACAGAACUAUGCACACCGUCAUCCACCUUUUUCAUUUACAGACCCUCUCCAAAGGGAUUCACACAUACUCUCACAUCCUUUCCUGUCUGUGUCCAGCCUGUCUCUCCCCUAUAGGCCUACUCCACAGCAUACUCUUAUCUCUUCUUCGUUGGUUUGUCCUUAUUGACUUUUAUCUAUUCCUUCACGAUGACAGAUGAAGGUAAUGAUGGCUACCAUGUUGUUCUGAAGUGACCAGAUCGAGCAGCUACUGUAGAGGAGGGAUGUCAGGUUAUUAUGGGAUGUCAGGUUCUGCCAAAAAGUGUCUUAUAAUCUGGGGAGGGCCACUGCACUCAGAUGUAUUUAUAGAACUGUUAGUUUACAGAAGGAUGUUUUUUUUUUUUGUAAAGUUAUAUAAAAGAAAGUUUUUUUUUCUUUCAUUUUUUGUAUUAAGUUAUUGAUUGAUUUGUUUCUCUUGAUGGAAUAUGUAAUUUGCUUAUUAUAAUGAGCACAUGUAAAGGUGUUACGCAAGAAAAUGUCAGUCGGUCUUAAAUUAAAUAUUACUAUGUAUUGCUUUUUUAAGUUUUAUGCAUUGCAUCAUAGUGCUUUCAGCUUCAAAAAAAUUGUUAAAAUGCACAAAAACAUUUGCAUAAAUCUAUAAGGGUGAGUGAAAAAGUGACCGCAGUAAUGGCUGGCUGCAGCAAUACUAGUGCAUAGCAACUUGAAAACUUGAUCAAGUGCUGAGGUAAAUUGUGUAAAUAAUACAAUAUAGGUAGACUACUAGAUAUUUUGGCACAAUUAAAUACAAUUUGAAAAAAUAUGCAUACGCAUAUACAUUGCGGAAACUUUUUGAGUUGCCCUUCUGUGGAAAUUUUGUAUGGAAACUGGAUCUGUUCUGCUUAACAUCUUUAACAUUAAAUGCCAGAAGUAGUCACAGGGCUUGGAAUCAUUUGUAGUGUAAUGCUAUAUCAAGGCUCUAUCAUUAGUACAGUCUGACAAUUUAGGUAUGUGUUUAAUGAGUUUGACCGGUCCAAGGCUGGACAUUAUGAAGAUGUCUUAGUUAACCAUUAAGUUAACCAUUUCAUUUAGUAUUAUAUUCCUCUUUCUGUCUUGUCAUGCAAGUGAUAGCUCUAGCUCUCUGAUGAUAAUUAUCUGUAUUUUCUUACAUUCUUUAUGAUAACUUUAUGCCGUGUGUACAACUGCUUUGUGAAUGGGAAAGAGUCAAGCGCCUACGCCAAAGCAGUGUGAAUCUGUGUUUUCUAGUAACAGUCCUUAGAUAAUAGUUAUAAAAUUUGUUUUUAAGGGGGGCAACUCCUCGAGAACCAGCUAAGCAAUAGCCUGAUUCGUUUUUUAGCUUUCUAGUCAGAAAUAAAGGUUUUAUAUUUAACAAUAGUAGGGUCAGACACAAAUGUUCUAUUACCCCUUUAAACUGUAUGUGUGUGAGCUUCAAUGUUUUCUUUUGAAUUUCCAUUUGUUGAUUUCAUUCACCCAAUAGCAACAGUAACUAUGCAGCUUCAUAAAUACGACGUCGUGUUAAAGUGUAUUCGUGUUAAACCAUGGCUUACAGCUGAUAUACUCAAAAUGAAAAUGCCAAAUGUAUACAUUCUAAAGCUAAUGAACAAAUGUGUCUGUAUGACUAUGUGUAUAUGUCAUGUGUGUGUGUUUGUGUGUGUGAGUGAGAGAGAGAAAGAUUGUGUAUUUGGCGUAUUUAAAUGUGCCUUUGACUGUAUGUCCAUGUACACUGUAUAUAUAUACACUAAUCUCCGGCAUUGAAUGAUUCGUGUUUAGGGAAAUUAUGAAAACCUUUACAUUGCACAAUCCUGUGAUGAAGCUGCAUACUGUUGCAUUGAGGAGUGUUAAAAGCAACGUGUCUUGUGCUUUACAUAACAAAUGACAUAAAUCGCAUAGAUAUUGUACUGCCAUGAGUUAUAUUUAAGAUGUUUUGAGCGGAGGGAUGAAGGUUUCCCAUUCUCCCAAAAUAAAGGAUUUUGCACUGUC
Molecule: messenger RNA, 5490 nt
Organism: Clupea harengus (Atlantic herring)
Lineage: Eukaryota; Metazoa; Chordata; Actinopteri; Clupeiformes; Clupeidae
Gene: tfcp2l1
Product: transcription factor CP2-like 1
Biological process (GO): regulation of transcription by RNA polymerase II
Cellular component (GO): nucleus
Molecular function (GO): RNA polymerase II cis-regulatory region sequence-specific DNA binding; DNA-binding transcription activator activity, RNA polymerase II-specific
Source: RefSeq, a predicted model, not a curated record